Molecule: messenger RNA, 4367 nt
Organism: Dermacentor silvarum
Lineage: Eukaryota; Metazoa; Arthropoda; Arachnida; Ixodida; Ixodidae
Product: prolow-density lipoprotein receptor-related protein 1-like
Source: RefSeq, a predicted model, not a curated record
AUGCGAGCCAUCUCGCUGCUGUCACAGCAGCUGGACUACUUCGUUUCAACCACUUCUGGUUUCCCGCUAGCAGCCUUUCCAUCACCGGCUUCCUCGGAACUACCAGAGUUCCACGGAUUUCAGAAUGACCCCAUUCUGUGGGUGCAAGCAGCCAACGUGCUCGGCGCACGCCAUGCCUGGCCCGACAACACGACAUGGCUGGUUGCAGUAGGCACUGCUCAGCGACCGGAGCUCGUGAGGUACCCCGCUUUGACGCACCAGUCGUGCCCAGUAACGCUUUGCCAUGGAGGCCCGCCGGCUGCCCCGCCGCAGAAGCCGGCUCCCCGAGUGUCGUCAUCGGCCCCAUCGCAGACGGCUUUGAUGCUGAACCCUUUGCGUGAAGAAGUGUGCUGGAGUGACGCAAACAGGGGUGCUGUUAUGUGCAUCAGCUAUGGCACUCCAGCCAAUUUUUCUGAAGUAUUCCUUGCCGGUGGGGGCAGCCAAGGCCACUUGGUAUUUACUGCCGAUGGGGAGAAGUUGUUGUACAGCCCUGGAAAUGGCAGCUUGUACUCAGUCACCUAUGGCUCUCAUAAUACACCAUAUCUAGUUUGGAACAGCACACAGCCAUUGAGCUACUUGAAGCUUACUAGUGCUGGUGACUUUCUUGAACAUUCUGCCUCAAGACAUCCAUGCCAUCAGUUGUCAGUGCCUUGCCAUGGAAUCUGCCUCCCUGAAGAAAAUGGCCACAGAUGCUUGCCUAUUGGAGGCUCGGACACUCUUUUGGUGUUUCUCCAGAAUCAUAGGACCGUAGUUUACCCUGUUGGGUCAGAUGCUACAGUGCCACCCCUUCUCUUGCAAGCAGAAUUCAGUGAGAUGCCCCUGGAUUCAAUUCAUGUUCUCUCCACUGAAGAAGCAGUAGUAUUUUCGAGCCGUGAACGACUGUAUUGGGCCCGCAUUGAUGGUUAUAAUGUUACUCCUGUGGCAACGUUGAACAACACCAGAGUCACUGCACUGGCUGCUGAUGCAUCAUCAGGUCUUUUGUACAGAGCUGUGUUUAGCAGUCAUGGUGCCCGGAUAGAGUCUUUCUUCCUGAAUGGAACUGGUGUUAGUGUUCUGGUAGACACUGACCUUCACAGGGUCAAUGCUUUAGCAAUACAUCCUUCUAGAAGACUUCUGUUUUGGAGUGAUGCUGGUGAAUGGCCACGUAUUGAACGUUUUGAUUUAGAGACAAAGGAGAGACAGACCAUUGUACACGAAGAGUUGUUUCAAGUGUCUGAUCUGACGCUAGACUUGGAGCAUGACCUAGUGUACUGGUGCGACCUGGGCACAGCUCGCAUUGAGCGAGCACGCCUGGAUGGCACUCGUCGCACCAGCAUAGUACUCAACAAGGGCCCGAAUCGCCACUAUUCCCCAGUUUCUGUGGCAGUCUUCCAGUCUGUGCUUUUCUGGAUUGAUAGCACCUACUCAGGUGGCUCUUUGGUAAUGUUGGUCAAAAACAGGCAUCCUCAGAUCUCAACAUGGAGUCGGUUUCUUGGUCCAAACAUGUCUCAUCUGCAACUUUACAAUAGGCACAUACUCCCAUAUCUCAACAAGUCAAGUGAUAUGUACAGUUCUAACCUGAACCCUAUAAUGUCGUGCCGUGGUUUCUGCUUCAAUGGUGGGACCUGUUUAGCCAUUGAUGACGGCCCUGGUGGACCUACUUGCCAGUGCACUGCCAAUUUUACUGGGCCACGGUGCCAGUUCUAUGCAGCAUACAUCUACAAUCCACCCUUCUCUGAUGAGGAACCAGCUGAUGUAAAGAUAAUAGUGAUUCCAGUGGCUGUGCUGCUUUCUGCAUUCCUGCUGAUGCUGGUGGUUGCUUGGGUGAAAAGGAGGCGUGCUUGGCAGUCCACUGCAGUCUCCCUCUCUUCUGAAGAGGCCAAUCCAGCCUUAGCGGCACGCAUGAUUGAUAGCCAGUAUGAAACUUCUUUCUCUGAUAAUGUGUUGUUGAUGGGGACUAACCUGGCUUUUGAAGACACCGAGCCAAGUCCUGGAAAUGGCAGCGUGCUCAUUCGCCUUGAAUCAUUGCCCAGAAAGCCCUUGACAACAAUUUUAAAGGGCACAUGGCUACACCCAAUGUGAUCGUCAUCCUCAUUGCCAUGGUGUUGUAGCAUCAAAGUUUCUGGGCUGCAGCUUUUGGACUGCCAUUGCCAUUCUACAAGCUAAAAUGGCUGUUGCUUAUUUCGGUGAAUCAUUGUCUUGUUGCUUUGUUCAUUCACCAUUUGUUGCUGUUCCUUUUACAACAAUGACAGUCGCGUACAAACAAGGUACAUGAAAGCAACAACACUGUCAAGUUUUUAUUUUUUAAGCUUAAUGUGAGCGAGCAGUUCUCACAUUGGACAAGCAGUUGUCAUUAUCAAUGGUGCCACUUUAUCUUGCUGUGGCAAGAUGAGGGGGAAAAGUCAUCAAGCCAAUCCGGGGCUGCAGCGUGAUUUUUCUGUAUUAACACAUCCAUCAUUAAAGUUAGCUGCUGUUGCUAGAAAAUAAUUGCAAGAAGCAUAAAUUUUCCAAGGCACAGCAUUUCAGAGUGAAAACAGGCAAGAAAGUUUUGGCGCAAAGCUAACUUGCCAGUGGUGAAGGAGAAAGGCGAUGUCCACAUUCAUGUGGGAUAACCUGUAAAGUAAGGCAAGCCGACGUAUGAACUCUUUAGUCACUUUUUGUAGUCUCUUAAUAUUGUAUUUGAUUUGAACCAGGGACUGUGCACAUACCAGGGUUCUAUUUGCCUUAAGGUACUGGUAGCAAUUAUAUGUUGGGCUGAUGCAAUAUGAACAUCAGAUUUGUGAGGUGAUGCCAUGUCUGGCCCUGCUAUACUUCCUGGAAGCUGUCUACUUUGGAAGGAAGUAGAAACUUGCCUAACAAUGAAAUAUAAAAUGAAAGUUACUUAUGAUUCACAAGUUAUUGAAAGUGACACAAUUUAGUCAUUUAUGUGGGUAAUUCGUCGUCUGUAUACUGUUUUCAAACCUGUUGUAUUUAGAUGAUGCAUCUUUAGAACAUAGCAUAUUAUUUCAUCUGAGGGAAUGAAGUGAAAUGCCUAUGAGCAUGUGUGCCCAUCCAUAAUGUGUGUGCAUGCACCUCAGUUUGUACAGCUGUCCGGUUUUCAGAAUGCAGAGGAUGCACUCAAUUGCUAUCUCAGCUCAUAAGAUUGCACAUAAGAUUGUGCAUAGGGUGCAAGUAUAUUCAGCUUUACGGUGGCUUCUGCAUUCUGAAAACUUGUGGGUGGCUGUACAUGGAGCAGCCAGUUACUGUCAACACACUUUACAUUUAAGUACUUAAACUUACCUAUUGGACAUUUUAACCAUUAUUUUCUAUAAUUUUUGCAUCUAUUAUGAAAAAAGCCAGCUACAGGAGGGCUAUGUUUAGAAUUUUGGGCGUGCUGAACUUCCUAUGUCAUGUUGAAAUUAAUCUGGGUACUCUAUUUCAGUUCAUUUUGUAAAAGCUGUCCAAAAUUAUUCGUAUCAACUAUCUUUAAGCUAAAAUGUGAAAAUAAACGGUACAAUUGUAGUGUUAGCAUACACACAAGAUUGCUUGCAUAAAGAAAUGGCGAGCAGUGCUAAAUGACAAGUUGUGUUCAGUACCGUUGUGUACGAUUGCAAUUCCAGUGCAUGAACUGAGACACCUUUCGUUCAGGAAAAUUGAUCAAAAUUUUAUUCGCAGCUUUUUAGAGGUGUCUGUGGCAAGUCAUGAAAUGCAAGCAGUAAUUAUGGCUCCUCACCCAUUUUAUUGCUGAUCAUGUGAUGUGCUUUAUUUAGCGGUUCAAAACAUAGCUGUAGCUGCAUAUAGAGGUAGCUGAAGACUUGUGUUCUGUUUUUUGGAAACAGCAUGGGCCUUUUAUGAUGUCCUAAUAGUGAAAAAAAGAAAUGAGUGCUAAGGCUGCUGUUAAAUUUGUCAUGACUGGAAAAGAUGCAGUAUUGCUUUUGAAGUGCUGCAGAAGAGUGAAUUGUGGAGUCUCAAACAAGUGUGAGAAAUGAGGGCAUUAAUUCUGCCAUGAAGCAUCUCUAUUCUCUACUACCUGAUAUUUAUUAUUUACCAGCUUAUGCCAGUCAGCAUUUUUGGUCAUUUUUGGGCAAAUCAAGCCCUGACAAAUGCGAGCACUCAUUCUAAGAAAGAAUAGUGGAUUUUGUGCUUUUGUCAGGCCUUGACAACUUGCAUUUUUGAGCUUUCAUUUUUGUAGAUCUGUUGUAUACAAGAUGGUGUUCGUCUAGUACCUUGUUUUAUUCCCACAUCCGUGACCCUACCUUUUCAGUUCCAAAUGUUACAGAGGUAUGUCUAAGCAGAGUUUGAUAUCUUUGUUGUAGCUGCUGUACUGUAAUUUCAAAUUAUUUCCACAGAAAUAUACACUCUGCAGAAAA